AUGUCCCCUACGCCUUCGCAACACCAGCCAGAGACCACGCAAGUGGACCUCGCCUCCCGAGUCGAUAUCGAGGCAGAGCCGCUGCUCCAGCCCGAGACCAAGGAGCAUGACGUCUCCGCAUCCGCCAAGGGCGCUUUGAACGAGGACCACCUCGAGCUUCGUGUCGGUCAGGAAGAAGAGCGCCGCCGCAGCAGUCGGACCGCCCGCAUUCUUUCGCGCGGACUGAGGGGCAUCGCUCUUUUCCUCGUUGCUUUCUUGGCCGCCAAUGGCUUCUGGGCGCUCCUUCGUCCCGAGCUGUAUGGCCACAACGGUCUGAUCUCGAUGAACGGCAAACACCACGAUCACCACAAGCACCACAAGUAUCAUCACCAUCACCAUCACGACAAGCCUGGUCACCCUCCUCACGGGCCUCCUGGUCGCGGACCCGAACACCCACCUCCUCCGCCUCCCCACGGUCCUCCCGGCCACGAUCACCCUCACCCUCCUCCACCUCCUCCUGGUCCUCCUGGACACGACCACCCUCACCCUCCUCCGUCGCCUCCUCACAAGCCAGGUCAUGGACCGGGGGGAGACCGCCCUGGACCUCCCCCGCCGCCUCCUCACGGACCUCCUGGCCACGGCCCUCCUCACCCACCGCCGCCUCCGCCCAGGGUGCAGGCUUGCUUUGACCUGGUGCCGGGAAAGUCACUCAGCAUUAAAUCACCGCUGCACUGGGCGGGGCAGGCGGUCGAGGUUGCGCCUGGUCUGGCCGGAUCGAGCGUGACCUUUGUCUGGGACGGCAAGGUGGGCCCUCCCUCUCCGCCUCGGCGCGGUCCCCACCCAGGACCUCCCCACCCUCCUCACCCGAGUGACCAAACCGAGGCUCAGCAGAACGAGAAGCCCAGGAAGAAGCUCGGCGAUGUGGUUUUCGAGAUCGAGGUGCCUGCCGAAGACCAGUGGAAGACCGCCGGCAUUUCCGCUAAGGAGCUGAGGCUCUGCUCGGUGCGAGGCCCCGCGGUUGGCGUCGACAUCUUCAACGCUACCGGCAUUCCUCCCCGCCACGCUCGUGUUGAUCCUGCUUUCAACCAGGUCGCUCCCGGCUUCAACACCACCAUCUACCUCCCCAGCCACUAUGCUCGCUCCCCCGUGCGCAUCGGCCAUCCUUGA
Kalmanozyma brasiliensis GHG001 is the source of this 1146-nucleotide messenger RNA. RefSeq lists its product as uncharacterized. The transcript has a single exon. NCBI's taxonomy places the organism in Eukaryota, Fungi, Basidiomycota, Ustilaginomycetes, Ustilaginales. Bases 1 to 1146 code for a protein of 381 amino acids. The record is from RefSeq and is a predicted model, not a curated record.